This is a messenger RNA of Lotus japonicus, 1799 nucleotides long. Its product is annotated as probable protein phosphatase 2C 38. NCBI's taxonomy places the organism in Eukaryota, Viridiplantae, Streptophyta, Magnoliopsida, Fabales, Fabaceae. The coding region runs from base 490 to 1602 and encodes 370 amino acids. The transcript has 5 exons. Gene Ontology annotation, biological process: protein dephosphorylation. The record is from RefSeq and is a predicted model, not a curated record. Gene Ontology annotation, molecular function: cation binding; protein serine/threonine phosphatase activity.
AAAACCCACAUGGCCACAAAACAUCAAAAUCACAAGGGACAAAUGAAAGGACAAAGAAUUACAUUGUCAGAACUUGGUAGCUUUAAAUCUCUUUUUUCAUUUUCUUUCCUGAUCUUAGAUCUAGUGUGACAGUACCCUGAAGAUCCUCUAUCAAAAAGAUCCAAAACCCUUCUCUUAUCCACUGUUUCCUUCUCAUCACUCAAAUCUUAGACCAACUCUACCAUAUUGAGUCCUUAUGUACUUUUACAGCUAAGUCGGGUCCUAGAAUAUGACACACCUUUGAGGUCCAAAUGCAUUAAACUCUGUUUCAAGGUACAGAGAACCAACACAGGUUCUGAAUUCUCUGAACUUGCAUGAAAGCAACAGCUAGGUUGGUUUCUUAUCCCAAGGUAUAUAUAGCUUCAGUAAAUGAGAUCAUGUGAAGUGUAAGCAGGAUAAAGAAAAUAAACUGAUCUUGUUUCAUUACUGAAAACUUGAUCUUUUACUACUAUGGUUAGAUCCUGCUGGAAAAUAACUGGGGAGGGUGGUGAUGAUGAUGUGAAUGGAAGAGUUGAUGGGUUGCUGUGGUAUAAGGAUUUGGGGAACCAUCUUUAUGGGGAAUUCUCAAUGGCUGUGAUGCAAGCAAAUAGUUCAUUGGAGGAUUGUAGCCAACUUGAAUCUGGACCCUUGAGUUUUGACAAUUUGGGUCCUCAAGGAACCUUUAUAGGUGUUUAUGAUGGUCAUGGUGGAACCUCAGCCUCUCAGUAUGUCAGUGACAAUCUUUUCCACAACUUCAAGAGUAUUGCAGCUGAACACCAAGGCAUUUCAGAAAAGGUUAUCAGAAGGGCCUUUCAGGAAACAGAUGAGGGGUUUCUCUCACUUGUCAAGAAGCAGUGGCUAAGCGAGCCACAGAUUGCAUCCACUGGUUCAUGUUGUUUAGCAGGAAUAAUUUGCAAUGGCAUGCUAUAUGUUGCAAAUGCAGGAGACUCAAGGGUGGUGUUAGGAAGAUUGGAGAGGGCAACAAGGGAAACAUUAGCUUUCCAAUUAUCUGAAGAACACAAUGUUAACAUAGAAACUGAGAGAGAUGAAGUUCGGUCAAAGCACCCCUAUGAUUCACAAAUUGUGGCCAUGAAACACAAUGUUUGGCGUGUGAAAGGUCUCAUACAGGUUUCAAGAUCCAUAGGUGAUGCAUAUCUGAAGAAUGCAGAAUUCAACAAGGAGCCUCUACCACAAAAGUUUAGACUACCUGAAACUUUCUUCAAGCCAAUUCUUAGUUGGGAGCCAUCAAUAAUAACGCAUAAACUCCACUCUAAUGAUCAAUUUCUCAUAUUUGCUUCUGACGGCUUAUGGGAGCAACUUAGCAACCAAGAGGCUGUCAAUAUAGUCAGCAACAACCCUCGAAACGGAAUUGCUAGGCGGCUCGUGAAAGCUGCGCUAAGAGAAGCAGCUAAGAAGAGAGAAAUGAGAGUCUCAGACCUCCAGAAGAUUGAACAAGGAGUGAGGAGACACUUCCAUGAUGACAUUACAGUAAUUGUUGUAUUUCUGAAUCCCAAACUGAUAGAUAAUAACUCUCUCUGGGGUUCUCCACUUUCUAUCAGAGGAGGUGGACCAGCCAAUUCUUAGUGCAAAGAAAUAUAGGCUUCCAAUUAUUCUUGUAUAAAGCAGAUAAGUAGAUAUUCUCAUGGAAAGAGUAACUCUUUUCAACAUUUAUCAAGGGAGACCCAAAAAAACUGUACAACGUUUAUAAUGAAUUGAUGAUAGCUGAAUUUAAGAAAAUAGUAACUAUUAAGAGAUGAAAGUUAUGAUUUGUUAAAUGAGAA